Molecule: messenger RNA, 1103 nt
Organism: Coffea eugenioides
Lineage: Eukaryota; Viridiplantae; Streptophyta; Magnoliopsida; Gentianales; Rubiaceae
Product: KHG/KDPG aldolase-like
Exons: 11
Coding region: 110-919 (269 amino acids)
Molecular function (GO): lyase activity
Source: RefSeq, a predicted model, not a curated record
AAGGAGGAGGAGGAGCCAUCCCAGUCCGCCAGUGUCGUCAUCUUCUAAUCGGCUUCAUCUGCUUCAACGAAAAUUCUCUGAAAGCUUUACAAAAAACCAAAGAGCCAUUAUGGCUCUUGCAGCAAGCUUCACUUUGGCCUUUCCUUCUAUAUCUCUAUCUUCAAGGACAAGAAUUUCUUCAUCUGGAUCUUGUUAUCCUCUCAGAUGUUCCAUCCAAAACUCUUCCCUCUCAGUUUCAGUGCCUGACACCACUAUCUCCAAGUGCAACGAAACCUUGUCAGCAAUUCAAAAUUCCGGUAUAAUUGCUUGUCUUCGCGCUGAAAGUGCGGAAUUGGCAUUGGAAGCUGCUCGUGCUGCAUUAAAUGGUGGAAUUACUGUGCUGGAGAUUGCAAUGUCCAAUCCAGGUGUCUUUGAGGUCUUACAGCAAUUAGUGCACGAGUAUCCAACAAAAAUAAUAGGGGUUGGGACUGUUUUAAAUCUUGAAGAUGCCAAACAUGCUAUUAGCCACGGAGCUAAGUUUCUUCUUAGUCCUGCAAUGGUAAUGGGUAUUUUGGAUGAUGUUUCAUGCAGUAAAGCUCUAUAUAUACCUGGAGCCAUGACUCCAACAGAGAUAUUGUCCGCAUUCAGUUCUGGAGCCAAAAUGAUCAAGGUGUAUCCAGUGUCUGCAUUGGGUGGUAUCCAAUACAUAGCAGCUCUGAAAAAGCCCUUCCCUCAUAUCCCUUUGAUUGCCUCUCAGGGCAUAACAGUAGAUUUAGUUGGGGAGUAUAUUGCUCAUGGAGCAACAUCGGUUGUUUUGUCUGAUGCUAUAUUCAGUAAGAAGGCAAUGGGUGAAAGGAAUUUUGAGACCAUUUAUCAGCUUUCACGUUCUGCAGCUUCCCAGGCGAUUGAAGCUGUAGAAAGAUGUUACCGGGAGCUAUAAUUUCCUAUUGCAAACAAAUAUAGAUCACACAAUCUCUUGUACCUAUGAGUACAACAAUUGGAUAUUCGAAGUUGAUGGCAUAUAUAUCUACCAACUGGCUGGGCAAGAUUUGUUGAAUGCCAUUUCCUUGGAGAAGGAAGUGUUAUUAUUUUUAAUUUAUUACAAAAUAAUAAUUAUCAUGUAA